Lecanosticta acicola is the source of this 1317-nucleotide messenger RNA. The record is from the annotation of a GenBank genome assembly. Lineage: Eukaryota; Fungi; Ascomycota; Dothideomycetes; Mycosphaerellales; Mycosphaerellaceae.
AUGCUGUCCGGCGUGCUUCUGUUCAAUCAAAAGGGCGAACUGCUCAUCAUGCGUGCCUUUCGCCAGGACAUGCGCCCCCGACUAGCCGACGUCUUCCGAAUCCAGGUCAUCAGCAACCCUCAGAUCCGAUCGCCUAUCCUUACGUUGGGAAGCACAACCUUCAGCCAUAUCAGGAGCGAGAACAUCUACAUUGUUGGAGUGAGCAAAGGCAAUGUGAAUUCUGCGCUGGUCUUUGAAUUCCUGUACAAGCUCGUGCAGCUGGGCAAGAGCUACUUCGGGCGAUUCGACGAGGAGGCCGUCAAGAGCAAUUUCGUCAUGGUCUACGAACUGCUGGAUGAAAUUCUGGACUUUGGAUAUCCCCAAAACACAGAGACAGAGACGCUGAAGAUGUAUAUCACAACAGAGGGUGUCAAGUCGGAGAGGGCUUUGGAGGACAGCAGCAAGAUCACAAUGCAGGCAACAGGAGCUCUGAGCUGGCGCAGAGACAACAUCAAAUACAGGAAGAACGAAGCGUUCGUGGAUGUCAUCGAAGAUGUCAAUUUGCUGGUAUCUGCCUCCGGCACCGUCCUGAGAGCCGACGUGAACGGCGCAAUUGAGAUGCGAGCAUACCUUUCAGGAAUGCCCGAGUGCAAAUUUGGCCUCAACGAUGCCCUUACGCUGGGAGGCCACAAUCUGGACGUUGCAGGGCCUGUGGGGAAUCUUGGUGGGAACAAGGCAACUAAAGCCGCAGCAGGCUCUGUGACUUUGGAGGACGUCUCACUACACCAGUGUGUGAAGCUGAGCUCUUUCACAACAGACCGGACAAUCUCCUUUAUUCCGCCGGAUGGGUCAUUCCAACUCAUGACCUACCGCUGCUCAGAGAAUGUCAACCUUCCAUUCAAGGUCCAUGCAAUCGUCAAUGAGAUCGGUCGCUCCAAAGUGGAGUAUUCUAUUGCCAUUCGAUCAAACUAUGGAUCUAAACUUUUCGCCACGAACGUCGUGGUGCGGAUACCAACACCCCUCAACACGGCCUCAACCAAUCAUCGAACAAGCCAGGGCAAGGCGAAAUAUGUACCCAGCGAGAACGUAAUUGAGUGGAAAAUUGCUCGAUUCACCGGCCAGAGCGAAUUUGUACUCUCAGCUGAAGCGGAGCUAAGCGCUAUGACGACGCACAAAGCAUGGAGCCGGCCUCCGUUGAGCAUGCAGUUCAGCCUGCUUAUGUUUACGAGCUCGGGAUUGCUGGUUCGAUAUCUCAAGGUGUUCGAGAAGAGCAACUAUUCAAGCGUCAAAUGGGUGCGCUACAUGACACGAGCGGGAAGUUAUGAGAUUCGAUUUUGA